This is a messenger RNA of Prosopis cineraria, 2205 nucleotides long. Its product is annotated as tubby-like F-box protein 5. The transcript has 6 exons. Gene Ontology annotation, molecular function: protein binding. Lineage: Eukaryota; Viridiplantae; Streptophyta; Magnoliopsida; Fabales; Fabaceae. The record is from RefSeq and is a predicted model, not a curated record. The coding region runs from base 458 to 1714 and encodes 418 amino acids.
AAGGGUACCUUAAUGGUGAACCAGGCCAAUUUCUGAUUCAUUGCUUCAAGCCAGCCAUAAUCGCUCCUUCCUUCUCAUUCAAAACUUGUCACAAAACCUUCUACUUCUUCAAAAACUUGUGGCUUCUGACACAUUACGGGACCCCAAAACCAAGGCGGCUCUACUACUCGGACUUGGUUUAAUUUGCUCCUUCACAUUCACGGGAUCUGCUUCGUCUCUGGAACUUCCAUUUCUGGGUUUUUUCACUCCAAUGCUCUCUAUCUUCUCACAUGGGCCUUAUUUCGUAUCCAUCGUCGUUGAUGCUCGAGUUCUCAUCCUUCUUUCCUCGUCUCUAAUUCCCACGCGUUGGUAUAGUAUCCUUAAAAUUGAGAGUCCAGUGGGCCUGUAUCAAGCACAAUGGGUGAAGCAGUUACCGUAACUAAGCUCAAUUCAACAGCGCAGUAUUAGUCCAAUCAUAAUGCCAUUCCGAGAUUUUGUUCGUGAGCUCAGGGAAAUUCGAGAUGGCAUGGGUAAUAUAUCUCGAAGAGGGAUAGAUGCCAGGCGUAAUUAUUGCCGUGGAAAAUCUCUCAUUGCACCUGAAUUGUCCUCACCAGCAUCAUCAUCUUUGUUAGUGACUGAGCAGGGCCACUGGGCUAACUUGCCGCCUGAGUUGUUGUUAGACAUAAUUCAAAGGGUGGAAGCAAGUGAAACUUCCUGGCCUGCCCGGAGGGCCGUUGUAGCCUGUGCCUCAGUUUGUAGGUCAUGGAGAAAAAUAACAGAGGAGCUGGUGAAGACACCAGAACAGUGUGGGUGGCUUACCUUUCCCAUAUCGCUGAAGCAGCCUGGUCCAAGAGAGACUCCAAUUCAGUGUUUUAUAAAGAGAGAAAGGGCAACUUCAAAAUAUCAUUUAUAUCUUGGUUUGAGCCCAGCUCUCUCUGGUGAUAUGAGCAAGCUGCUACUGGCAGCAAAGAAGAUUAGACGGACAACAUGUACAGAAUUUUUUAUAUCCUUGGUCGCAGAUGAUUUUUCUAAAGCAAACAAUACUUAUGUUGGAAAGUUGAGGUCGAAUUUUCUAGGCACCAAGUUCAUGAUCUUGGAUAGUCAGAUUCCGCUUGGCUCUUCCCUUCCAUUGAAUAAUAAUAAAUUGCAGCAAAGAAUCCAUUCAAAGCAGGUUCUUCCAAGGGUUGCUGCUGCAAAGUGUAAUGUGGCCACCAUAUCCUAUGAGCUCAAUGUUCUCCGCACAAGAGGUCCAAGGAGAAUGCGGUGUACCAUGCAUUCAAUUCCCAUAUCUUCCGUCCAAGAAGGGGGCACUGCUCCUACUCCUUUGAAGUUUACUAAUUGCCUCGAUGAACAUUUAUCUACCACGCUCAUAUCAAAGGGAAAAGAGCCAGGAGUUGAGCAUGACACCAUUAGUGAUGACAUGCCCCCAGAAUUGUACGUCUCGGGAGAACCACUUAUUUUGAAAAAUAAAGCUCCUAGAUGGCAUGAACAACUGCAAUGUUGGUGCUUGAAUUUCAAGGGACGUGUUACAGUGGCCUCAGUGAAGAACUUCCAGCUCGUAGCAGCUGCAGAACCUCAACAAAAUGUUUCAGCGGCAGAACAAGAUAGAGUGAUACUACAAUUUGGGAAGAUUGGAAAGGACAUAUUCACCAUGGAUUACCGUUAUCCCCUCUCUGCAUUUCAAGCCUUUGCAAUAUGCUUGAGCAGCUUUGACACCAAACCUGCUUGCGAGUGAUCAUAUGCCUUGUCUUAUAGUGGGCUAACUUCAUGCUACCCUUCCCUUCCUAUACAUGUAAAUAUAUCUUGAAAAGAACGAGGGAAGAAAGAGGAAGUUGGGCUACUACUCUUGCGCCAAUUAAUGCCGUCAUCUGCAAUUGCAAUUUUGUUGACCCUGCUGUUAGGCUGUGUUUAAUUGGCAAGUUUGCUGAGUUAUUAACUUCUCCAUGCAUAUUGUAGCUGAUCGUGUAUUAAAAAAAAAAAAUUCCAAGUUAUGUAUUUUGCAAAAUGACGCGUUCUAUUGUAUAAUCCAUUUUGUAACUGAACCAGCUUUACUUCAAGUAGAAUGGUAACAGUUUGCAAUAUGGGCGAAAGGUCUGGGACUCUGUUUGGCUAGGAAAGCCCAUGUUUUAAAUUCUGACUUUUGCAUCUUUGAUCACUUUUGUUGACCUUCAUGGCUGGAGGAGGAAAAUGAUGAUUGAUGGUUCUUUAGGUUUAUAGUUUUGAUUA